Messenger RNA from Vanessa atalanta (red admiral), 1829 nucleotides. It is a transcript of the gene ebi, whose product is annotated as F-box-like/WD repeat-containing protein TBL1X. Gene Ontology annotation, cellular component: histone deacetylase complex. Bases 203 to 1735 code for a protein of 510 amino acids. The record is from RefSeq and is a predicted model, not a curated record. Lineage: Eukaryota; Metazoa; Arthropoda; Insecta; Lepidoptera; Nymphalidae. Gene Ontology annotation, biological process: regulation of transcription by RNA polymerase II. The transcript has 8 exons. Gene Ontology annotation, molecular function: transcription corepressor activity; protein binding.
CUAGCGCCACGGACACGAUCACGGCGUUGACGCUGAUUUUUCAGAAGCUUAAUAUUUUAUUCAAUGUACCUACAGCUAUAAUCAAACUGUAAAGUGAACAACAGUAAAUAGUUCUCGUGAAAAAAAAACAUUAUGAUUGCUCUAUUUGUUUAUUAGUGUUUGAGUUAGUUUAAGAUUGAAUUGUAAACAUCGAUGUGUAAACAUGAGUUUUUCAAUAGAUGAAGUGAAUUUUCUCGUGUACCGAUACUUACAAGAAUCUGGUUUUCAUCAUUCGGCGUACACAUUUGGAAUUGAGUCUCACAUUUCUCAAAGUAACAUAAACGGAGCUCUAGUACCUCCAGCCGCUUUAUUGAAUAUAUUGCAAAAAGGUCUUCAAUAUACUGAAGCCGAAAUAACUAUUGGAGAAGAUGGCACAGAAACUCGUCUCACAGAAAGCCUUAGUUUAAUUGAUGCAGUUACACCUGACAUUGUUGCUGCUCGACAAAAUGCUCACAAUGCACAAAAACAAGCUAAUAAAGAACCAGGCUCAGGCGGGGAACAAAAUGGUGUUGAUACAAUCAAUCUCCAGGGAACUACAUGUACUGCAGCUACAACAACAGGUGGAGCUGCAACUCCAAGUGCCCCCGAGAAUAUGGAUGUAGAUCAGUCAAUUGAAAUACCUGCUAGUAAAGCAACAGUUCUUAGAGGACAUGAAUCAGAAGUAUUUAUAUGUGCAUGGAAUCCCAGCACAGAUCUUUUGGCAAGUGGCUCAGGAGACAGUACAGCUAGGAUAUGGGACAUGUCAGAUAAUCCUGCCACUACUCCUAACCAGCUGGUUUUGAGGCAUUGUAUUCAAAAAGGUGGAGCAGAAGUGCCCAGUAAUAAGGAUGUCACAUCAUUGGAUUGGAAUUGUGAUGGUAACCUUCUAGCAACUGGAUCAUAUGAUGGUUAUGCUCGCAUAUGGACAACAGAUGGCACAUUAGCUUCCACUCUAGGUCAACAUAAGGGCCCAAUUUUUGCUCUCAAAUGGAACAAACGAGGAAAUUACAUUUUGAGUGCUGGGGUUGACAAGACAACAAUUAUUUGGGAUGCAGCAUCAGGGCAAUGCACACAGCAGUUUUCAUUCCAUGCAGCACCAGCACUGGAUGUUGAUUGGCAAACAAAUACUGCAUUUGCAUCAUGCUCCACGGAUCAAUGUAUACAUGUCUGCAGACUUCAUGUAGAUAAACCUAUAAAGAGCUUCCAAGGCCACACAAAUGAAGUAAAUGCAAUUAAAUGGGAUCCUCAAGGACAAUUACUUGCUUCUUGCUCAGAUGACAUGACACUUAAAAUAUGGUCAAUGAAACAAGACACAUGUGUUCAUGAUUUGAAAGCUCACUCCAAGGAAAUAUAUACUAUAAAGUGGUCUCCAACUGGACCAGGUACACAAAAUCCUAACAUGAAUUUGAUACUUGCCAGUGCAUCUUUUGAUUCAACGGUACGCUUAUGGGAUGUAGAAAGAGGAGUUUGUAUUCACACACUUACAAAACACACGGAGCCUGUCUACAGUGUUGCAUUUUCACCUGAUGGAAAAUUUUUAGCCAGUGGUUCAUUCGAUAAAUGUGUACACAUAUGGUCAACCCAAACAGGAGGCUUAGUUCAUUCUUAUAAAGGCACAGGAGGUAUCUUCGAGGUGUGUUGGAAUUCUAGAGGUACUAAAGUAGGAGCAAGUGCUAGUGAUGGAAGUGUUUUUGUCUUAGAUUUACGCAAGUUAUAAAAUAUUUGUAAUAUUAUUUCUUAUAACCAUCAUAGUGACAAAACAACUGAUAAUAUAUAAUUUGUCAUUUUAUUUAAUAAAAAUUGUUUCUAGU